Pantherophis guttatus is the source of this 3378-nucleotide messenger RNA. RefSeq lists its product as uncharacterized. NCBI's taxonomy places the organism in Eukaryota, Metazoa, Chordata, Lepidosauria, Squamata, Colubridae. The record is from RefSeq and is a predicted model, not a curated record.
UGUUCAGCCAGCGAUAUUUAGAAGCUCAUGAGAAGCAGUGACAGGCAUCUGGCAACGUCCAAGGAGCAGGAUACAAAGGUGGGAAGUUAGAGAGGCAUCUCAAGAUGGCUAAGAACCUGCUAAUGGUACUGCUACUCACCCUCCUCAGCCAAGUGUUUUGCCUGCAGUGUAACACAUGCCACGGAGAAUACAAUUGUGUUGGAGAGAACGUGUCCUGCGAAGACUCCUCAGCCAGCUGCACAACAUCAGUCCGAAAGGCACAUGUCUCUUUUCUGGAAUUCCAGACUGUGAGGAAAGGCUGCGCUCGACAGCUCUAUCCAUUUAAAUCUCUUUCCAUGACUUCGCAUCUUGUGACUCUCUCAUACCAAGCAAACUUUUGUGCGGAGGAUGGCUGUAACAACGAGACCUACUUCGUCUCUCAUCCUGCCCCAACCAAUCACAUGCGCUGCCAUACCUGUGCCUCCCAGGGAGCCUGGUGUCCUGAAGCUUCUCGCACUCAGAUCAGCUGUGUUGGGCAUCAGGACCAAUGUGUGGAUCUUGACAUCACCGGGAAGUUGGGUCCGUAUUCCAAUCUCAAGCUGAAAGGCUGCACCAAUCUCCCCGGGUGUGAAGACACCUUGAGCUUUUACUCAGGAAGCCGAACCAUCCACGCCAGCUGCUGCAAUUCUCCACUUUGCAAUACCUUCACCCCAGACUUGCAUCUGGAAAGCCAGGCACCAAAUGGAUUGGAGUGCUACAGCUGUGUGGAUGGACAGGACUCCGGUGGUGCAUGCUCCAACAAGACCAUCUCCAAAGUGAAGUGCACCGGCAUUCGUAACAUGUGCCUGGAAGGAAUUGGCAACAGCCGUAAAGCUGGGAAAGAGGAGACCUUGGUGACUUUCAAAGGCUGUGCUUCCCCUGCCAUGUGCCAGAGCUCUCUCUUGGAAUUGGUGCAAGAGCUGGAAGAUGCUGACAUCCUCUGUUGCCAAGGGAAUCUCUGCAACAACCGCAUCGUAGACGGUGCGAUCACGGAAUCCCGAGUCCCUGCUGACAGCCCCGAAAACCUUGAAGAUGUAGGAUGUGUCACAUUCGACCCCAAGCCAUCUAAGCCCAUACCCACAUCUGAUUGCUUCUAUUCAGAUGAGGUGGAAGAUGGUAUGAUGGUGGUGGUGGACUCAACUCACGGUGAGGUCCCAUCUCCUGGAAACCACACUGCUGAGGAGACUGUCUACGUGGUUGAUGAAAAUGAAACGAGUGAGAAUUUGGUCAACGAAAGCAGUGCCCGACCUUCAUCCCAUCAUGUCCACACCUUUGUAGAUGGGAAACCAUAUGAGGAGAAUCUUUCUGGAAAUUCUUCUGAAAGUAGAGAAAUGUCUUCUUCUACAGGUGAUUCAAACACCGAACAUGAUUCUUCAGGCAGUUCCUCGGCUAUAACAAACCUGGGGACAAGCAAUGUGACUUCUUCUGGUAACCAUGGUGGUGUGGCUCUCCUGAUACCGUUCAUCGUUUCCAAGAGAAACAGGACUACCUCUCCAACCACCUCCUCCCCCAAAGAGGUUUUGCCAGCUUCUAGCAAUGAUAAGGACGUAUCAAGCGAUAAAUGUGAGUCAGAAGAGAAGUGCCUCGCCGCUGGGGGACACUUCGUAGCCACCAAUGAGGAGGAUCACGGAGGUUCUUCUUCCAGGCACCCUCCAUCUUCUUCUCAUGGAAGUGGAACUCUACUAAACACCUCCAGCUCUGCUGAAGACACUCCCAACGUUGGUAACUUUCUCAGAGAAGGAAGCAACCAGGAAUCAGAAUCCUAUUCCUCAUCCACUGAAAACACACGUAAUGUUUCGGUUUUAGCUGUUGAAGAACAUGGACCUCCGCAUUUUCCUGCCACCAAUAUCUCAGAAAACACCAACGUGGAGCGUGGCCAUGGAACACCUGGAGGUGAAAGCUUCAUUGUUGAUAAUAGUAUUCCUGUAUCAAUCUCUGCCAGCCCUAAUGCAACUUCAGAUGGCCUGGCCAGCAAUGUUCUUCCCAGAAAUCCGAUCGUCUCUGUAGAUAACAGCUCUUUCAUCGUAGAAGACAGGACCGGAGCAAAUGUUUCUUUAGCAGCAAACAUCAACGUGUCCGACUCCAUCCACAAUCCCGGAAUGGGCCUUGUUGCGGCACUUAUUACAUCCCGUCCCAAAACCACGACUCCGUGCAACCAGCCAGGGUGCGAAAACCCACUUAAAGCGAACCUGAUGAUUUCAUCCGGAGCAGCAGCAGGAGAAGAAGAAGCUACGAGGAACGCUAGCACCCCGUUAUUCAGCAAUCCUAAAAGUCCAGAACGCAACACAGCAGGAAAAGAGCAAGCCAAUAGUGGAGCUCUCGGCCUCACCACAAAUUUGGGGCUCUUCUCCCUCGCUUUUUUGUUAGCUGCCCUUACUUAGCUUGUCGUGACGGAGGAGGAAAGCGCAUUCAUUGGAAGGGUGACUCAGCUGUCUGGAUUUUAUCCCAAUCCGCUUCAAAAAAGAAAAAAGAAAAAAAAAAGAACAUGGGAACUUGGUGGUCCGCACAUCCACAGCGUUUACAAAAGAGGAAGGGUGACAUUUGCAAAUGAGACGCUAGAUUAAAAUUUGGCAAACUUCUGUUUUGUACAAGGGAAUGUGUGCAUUUUUAUACAUGUGCAGGAGAGAAUGUAUCGUAUAAAAACGUAUAAAGGCAUGGCAUUUUGCCCCCUGUACUGUAAAAAACGGUAUUGCUUCGUAAACCUUGGGUGCUGUGUAGGGUUGAGCGCACAUAUUCAGUUAGAUUUGAUUCAAAGGGGUUAAGGAAUUGGGAACUUGAUCUUGACUCUGUGUUAAUUCAAUUUCAGAUGUUUCUGUGGGAACCUGGAUGCUCGCCGAGCUUCCUUGUUUUCUUGCAGACGUUUCAUUGCAGGUAACAUCGGUAACAUCACCAGUGCGGUGAUGCUUCUCCACAUACAAUGCACGUUUCUGCAGAGACACCGAAACAGCUUUUUUUUUUCCCCUUACCAAAUAAACCCAUUUAUUUGCCGUGGUGGCACAGUGGUUGCAGACUUCAAAUCCCGGAAUUCUGGGAUUUGAAGUCUGCAGGUCUUAAAGUUGUAAGGUUGGACGUUCCAGCUCUAAACAGUGACAAGCAUUACGAUGUUCUCCAUGCUUGGCAAAUAUGGAAGUUGUAGUCCAACACAUCAGAAAGGAGGCAGGCCAAAAAAGCCUGCCUGAGUUCUUAACCACGACUCGAUGAAAGCCUUGUAAACCUAUUUCUGACAUGUCCUUAUUGCGCCAUACUCUUUGCUCAUCCUCGGUUGACUUUUGACUGGUGUUGUGUAAAAAAAGGAUGCUCAGAGAUCUUUGCUUAACCAAAUAAGGCCAACAUAAAUAAAGGGUUUUAGAAAGACAGAAA